CGCAAGCCGACGGCAGUACAGAAUGAGGCGCGUCGUUGGGCGACCCUGCGGCGCGAUUGUGGCGAGAGUGCCACGAUCUACUUCAUCUGCAUCCAGGGUGCGUUUGCUCAGUGUCUCUGUGGCAUUUGCCCGAGAGAUGCGGCCAAUGACGCAGCGACUGGUGGACGGCGUAUUGCAGGGAAAUCGCACAGCUCUCAGCAGGUCCAUCACGUUGGUCGAGUCAACACUGAAGAGGGACGAAGAGCAGGCGGAGCUACUGCUGGACAGUGUACUCACGCAGCGCAGAUCGCGGAAGCCCGCGCAUCGAUGCCAAGUCGGAAUCCGACUUGGCAUCGCUGUGCCACAAGGUGCUGGAAAGUCCACUUUUACAAAUCGAUUUUGUGCUGAUCUAUCGCCUGUUCUGCUGUCAGAUCCGUCAUCUUCACGAUCGGGCGGCUCGAUUCUUGGCGACAAAACUCGCAUGGAAAAACUAUCCAACGACCCUAACGCGUUCGUUCGUCCAUCACCUUCGCGCGGUACGUUGGGCGGCGUGGCACAGCAUACGAACGAAGUUGUUCUGCUCUAUCGUGAUCGAUGA
Messenger RNA from Phytophthora infestans T30-4, 577 nucleotides. RefSeq lists its product as uncharacterized. Gene Ontology annotation, molecular function: GTPase activity; GTP binding. The transcript has 5 exons. Lineage: Eukaryota; Oomycota; Peronosporomycetes; Peronosporales; Peronosporaceae. Gene Ontology annotation, cellular component: cytoplasm. Bases 137 to 577 code for a protein of 146 amino acids. The record is from RefSeq and is a predicted model, not a curated record.